CUAGCGCAAAGUUUAUUUCUUCUCAAGCAAGAAAGGUUCUUCUUCGUUCUACGCCUCUACUCAGACGUCAGGGCGGUUCUAGCUGCUGUUUCCUUCCCGAUUAAGACAAAGAAAAUAAAUAUGUCCUCUACGCAGAACGUGAGAACCAAGGUCGCUGAUGCGAUGUCCAUGAGCUCAGGUUCUUGUCGCCCAAAGUGCUGCAAUCGUGGGACUCCAUUCAGUUUCAGUGAUAUGCCUCAGCCUCUACCUAUCAAGUUCGCAUCCCUUCCUCCAGGGAUCACUAUCACCCGCAAGGAGUUUGAUAUUUUCAAGCUCACAGCGCAGUUUGUGGCUGUUUAUGGCAUGUAUUUUCGAAGGGCAUUGACGAAGAGAGUGUGUGAGAACCCUCUGUUUGAGUUUUUUAAGCCAACUGACAUCAAGCACCGUUGUUUCCUCAAGCUUGUUAUCGGGUAUUCAAAUGUGUUGGUGCCUUCCAAAAAGCUGAUGACUAACCAAAAGCAUAUCACGAAUUUUGAUGAUGCUACUGAGGAAGUUCUUGAUGGUUUCUUCAAGCUUCUUGAUCAAGUGCCUGAAAAGGAGAUGGACGGAGUGGAGAUGGCUAUGACUGAUUUGCGUGCCUUUGAGUAUUUUGCUAACGUGGAGAGGACCGUGUUGCCAGCACCACCAUCUGGACUCGUUCCAAAUCUGGUGAAACUGGAAACACUACUACAACUACAACAUGCAAAGAAUCAGAUUCGGGGGAUGAAGCCAACUGCAACACCUAAUCCAAUGCAAGGAAUGUCGUCUCCUCCUCCACCACUGUCUCUACCUGAGGAACCAGAGCCAAAGAAGCCUGAGUCAGCACUUGUUCCAGAAGACCAGUUCAUUGCUCAGCAUCCGGGCUCCUCUACAAUCAGGGUUUCUGUUCCAAGCAUCAGCGCUGGACUAGUCAUUGAGAUCACAGUGCAGUCGUUAUUGGAAAACGUGGCAAGUUUGAAGGAAAAAAUAGCUGGGGAGAUACACAUUCCAGUGAAGAAACAGGAGUUAAGUGGGAAAGCCGGGUUGUUAAAGGACAACAACAAGUCACUUGCACAUUACAACGUGGGAGCAGGAGAAAUCCUAACAUUGUCUCUGCGAGCAUUGAUGUAAUAGGAAAAUACUUUUCCAAUCUCUUAAACUCUUUAUUCUUUAAUACUAAUGUUUAAACUUGGUGGUCAAAAACCAUAUGUAGUGGCUUUUUAAGCUU
This is a messenger RNA of Camelina sativa (false flax), 1225 nucleotides long. NCBI's taxonomy places the organism in Eukaryota, Viridiplantae, Streptophyta, Magnoliopsida, Brassicales, Brassicaceae. The record is from RefSeq and is a predicted model, not a curated record.